This is a messenger RNA of Amblyraja radiata (thorny skate), 1493 nucleotides long. It is a transcript of the gene gpalpp1, whose product is annotated as GPALPP motifs containing 1. The transcript has 8 exons. Bases 207 to 1316 code for a protein of 369 amino acids. Lineage: Eukaryota; Metazoa; Chordata; Chondrichthyes; Rajiformes; Rajidae. The record is from RefSeq and is a predicted model, not a curated record.
GAAGCAAAUGAAGCAGAACAGAGUGAUCCGGCUUCACUCCCCAUCAUCUAUCUCAACAUUGCGUUCAAGGUGAUCGGAUUCUGUUUUGAGAAAGAAAAACGACGCGCAGGAUGCGUUCUGUUGGUUAUAUUGUAAAUGCCUGUGGCGGCUGUUGAGGAGGAGAGGUCGCCGACGGCGGCGGGGACGCGGGCUCGGCUCGGCCCGUCAUGUCUGAGGAGAGCGCGCUGCUGAUCGGGCCCGCGCUGCCGCCCGGCUACAAGUCGCGGGGGCCGCAGGCCGAGACCGAGCGCCGGCGCCGCCCCAGGCCGACACUUGAUAAAACAGUUGCAGGACCAGCAUUACCUCCGGGAUUUCGGUCAACCAAAAGUUCAGAAAGUUCAGAUAAUGAUGAAGUUAUCGACUGCACCAGUGAGAGGAAGCAAAGCUCAGCCCAAGACUUAAGGAAACCUAACAGAAUAGCUAUGGAGGAGAGUAACGGCAACUCAAGAGACAGAUGCAAGCAACCUGCUGCUCCCCAGAUUGAAGCUCCCCAGGUUGAAGAUGAUAGCGAUGAUGGAUUUUUUGGUCCUGCUCUUCCCCCUGGAUUUCCAAAGAGAGAGCAGUCGCCUGAAUGUCCUUUCAUAGGACCUGCACUACCGCCUGGCUUCAGCAGGUCAGAUAAAGAAACAGAACUAGCUGUGCCCUUAAAGUUAAAUGUGCAGCCUUCAGAUGAAGACAGUGAUGGGGAGAUGCUGAUUGGCCCAAUCCCCUCAAAAGACGCAGUUGAAAGCAGUGUGGUGGCAGAUAUUGAGCGAAGGUCGAACAGAAUGAAGGAAAAGUUGGUCUCUGGGGACAUGGAUAAUCAGAAUCAGGCCAGAGAGUCUUGGAUGACUGAGCUUCCACCAGUGUUACAAAUUAUAGGCCUGACUGCAAGAACAUUUAAGAAGCGUGCAAAUGGAGAAUCGGCUGACCGCUCCAUCUGGACAGACACUCCAGCUGACAGGGAAAGGAAAGCUCAGGAAGUGUCAGAAGUUAAAAAAUCCUCUGCAAAAGAUAUUGAACAGCCAAGUCUCCCUGAAAGAGACAAACGAAUGGCCAAAGAGGUGGCAUCAUAUAAUGACUCCACACGAUCAGAGUCCCUGCUUGACAUGCACAGCAAGAAACUUAAAAGAAAAGCAGAAGCUGAGAAGAGCAAGCCCCAAGAGCGACGGGCAUUUGAUCGUGAUCAGGAUCUUCAGGUUCACCGGUUCGAUGAGGCCCAAAAGAAAGCUUUAAUCAAGAAGUCCAGGGAACUGAACUCCAGGUUUUCACAUGGAAAAAGCAACAUGUUUCUGUAAAAAAAACAAUACAACUGGCAAAUCGCAGAUUUGAUCAAUAUUCAGUCUAUAGUUUAAUUCAGCUGUAAUAUUCCUACUUUGGAAAUAUUGGUUCAAACCAGCAUGUAUGAGUAGCAAAUAAUAAAAUAUUUUUUGUUUAAUAAUUUUGAUCAAAAUAAAAACAAAUCCAUUUUAUUU